This is a messenger RNA of Schistosoma curassoni, 3020 nucleotides long. The record is from the annotation of a GenBank genome assembly. NCBI's taxonomy places the organism in Eukaryota, Metazoa, Platyhelminthes, Trematoda, Strigeidida, Schistosomatidae.
UUUGGAACGUUUAGGCGCUACAUUCGCCUCAAGGUCGUUCAGUGUAACUGGUUGCUUGUGGGUUAGUGUUUCAUUGGAUUUGUACUAAAUUACACUAUUUGGAUUCAAUUAAAUGUCAACAUCUUCUGGAAGUGGAAGUAGACGUAAUCGGUUGAAUCUUACACUUCCGAGUUCUGUUAUCCAAUCAUCAGAUAAUUGUUCUACAACAGAUAAAAAAUCUGAAGAACCUGUCACAAAUGCCGAGUUGAAUAAAUCUUCAGAUAGUUUACAAGAAUCAUUACAAAGGAAUGGAACUUCAAAAGCUACAUCAUUAUCAGAUAAAUUAGAUGAUAAUAAUAAUCUAACGAAUUCAUCUCAGCCUGUGAAAACAUCUCAACAAACUAGUAUCUAUCGACCAAGUGCUCAUCAUUCACAUCCACAUUCUGUGCAUCGUAGAAUCCCACCACCACUCACAGAUCUUCGUUUGUCUCCAAAGAAAACCCAUACGCCGUCAAACGAUAGUCUAUUUGGCUCGAGAGGCGAUCGAAACAAUGAACAUCGUUAUUCAAAUAGGAUCAGCACAGGACCUGUUGAUGUUGCUGAAGUUUUAAAACAAUUAGCAAUACAAGAUUUAGAUGAUAAUCAACGACGUCGAUUAAGUGCAUUUGUAGCAGAUAAACAAAAAAUUGGUGAAUUACAUCCGGAAGAUUUUGAAAAAUUAAAUGAAUUAGGUAAAGGUAAUGGUGGUGUAGUUAGUCGUGUACGUCAUACAACAACUGGUUUAAUUAUGGCUAAGAAAAAUAUUCAUUUAGAAAUUAAACCAAUUGUUAAAACACAAAUUAUACGUGAAUUACAAGUAUUACAUGAUUGUAAUUCACCUUACAUUGUUGGUUAUUAUGGUGCAUUUUUUGCUGAUGGUGAUAUUAGUUUAUGUAUGGAAUACAUGGAUGGUGGAAGUUUAGACAUUGUUCUAUUACAUGCUGGUCGUUUACCUGAACCAAUUGUUGCUAAAAUAUUAUAUUCUGUAAUACGUGGUCUAGUUUAUUUACGUGAAGUAUUACAUAUUAUACACAGAGACGUCAAACCAUCCAACAUCCUUGUAAAUCGUACAGGUGAUGUGAAAUUAUGCGAUUUCGGUGUAAGUGGUCAACUGAUCGAUUCUUUGGCUAAUUCAUUUGUUGGCACAAGAAGUUACAUGGCACCGGAACGUUUAACAGGUGAACAAUACAAUACAUUAAGUGAUGUAUGGAGUUUGGGUUUGUCAUUAGUUGAACUGGCAACUGGUCGAUAUCCGAUUCCAGCGAUUGAAGAUGAAAACGUUUAUUUAAGUGCUUUCAAUUCACAUCGAGAUGUAAACUUGGAACAACAUUUAGAAGCAGCUAAAGAAGGGAAGCCACUUCCUGCUGUCAACAGUCCAAGUUCCGGUCCAAUGGCAAUAUUUGAACUUUUAUCCUAUAUUGUAGAUCAACCACCACCUCGUUUACCAAAAUUUUGCUUUUCUGAUGAUUUUAUCGAUUUAGUUGAUUCAUGUCUUCGACGUCCAGCUAGUGAUCGACCUUCUUUAGAAAAUCUUUUAAAGCAUAGAUUUGUUGUAACAGCAGCUGGUGCAUGUCCAUCAGGUAAUGUUCAACGUCAAAGUACAGUAAUAGAUAUUCGACAAACAGGUGGAAUUGUUGAUUCAAAUCAAUUUGAAGAUCCAAUUAAUAUUGGACAUUAUCUUUGUUCUGUAUUACCAUCAAUGUCAAAUGAUGAUGGAACUAAUCAAAGUUCUUUUUAAUUUCUUUCAUAAUAUAUAAUCAUUAAUCAUUAUAGAUAUUUAUCUGUAUUACAUCAUUGAAUGAGGAAACCAUAAAGAAUAACAAAUAGUCAUCAAUGUGCACACGUUUGUGCGUCUCUCUCUCUCUCUCUGCAUGUGUGUGUGUGUGUUUUACUCAUUUCAAAACCAAUGAUGAACAUUCAGAUCAAUAAUUUGUAUUACAUGUACCCUUGUACUUGGUUUUUACAUUUUAUUAUCUUUUAAAUUUUUUUCUUUUUUUUAUUAUAAAAAACCAGUUUCCUUGGUAACUUUUUGUAAAUAAUUUUGCUUGUUUUCUUUUUUUUCUGAAAAAGAAGAAAAUUUUUUUUAUUUUUAUUUUGUCAUAUUAUGAUGCAUAAUUGUGAAUUGAUAAUGUGACAGUAAAAAAAAACAAGAAGAAAAAAACCCAAAUUUGAUCAAGUUUUUUUUGUUUGUCUCUGUUUUGUUUGUUUGUUUUCUUAUUUCUUCUCUCCUUUUUUUGUUGUUGUUGUUGUUGUUGUUGAGAUGGAUUGUUUAAGUGAAGAAAAAAAGUAGAAAAAAAACAAACAAACAUCCUGUUGAAUAAACUUUUUGAAAAAAAUUUUUUUUUACUAUUUAAAAGGAUCACAUAUUGUACUAUUUAGAAUGGUAACUAUUGACUUGGAUACUAUUUACAUCUGUUACCUAUUAUGGGAGGGGAGUAUAAACCUCCUAUCAGCAUUCUUUAUAUCCUGUGGAUAUUAAUCCUUUUCAGUUUCAUAUUUUAAAAGUAACAAGCUCAUUUCUCUAUUAUGAGCUUAUUUCAUUUAUAUUCAACAUUUCAUAUUGUGAAGUAUAUUUUUUAAUCAUCAUUCAUUGAUCCUUAAUCAAUUAUCUAUGUAUGCAUGGUAAUUGUUGGUUUCUAUCUAUUAUAUGUAACAAAGAAAAAGAAAAGAAACAAUAAAAAGAUGUGAAAAGUUGAUUAUUGAAUAAUCGAUUCAUCUAUCUAAUCUCUUUCUUUCUUUCUUUCUUUCUUUCUUUCUGUUUCUUUUUUUUCUUCUUUUAAAUCUACACUUUAAAACCAAUAUUUUACGUGAUAUAAUUUUGUUUACAAUGGGGGUUAUUCUAUUCCUCUUUUUGUGUAUAUUUAUAUGCAGCAUACACACUGUGAUGCAAUAAAUACCUAUUUAUUUAUCUAACGUAUUCACUUUUUUUUUGCUUUAAUCAUUGCUUUAAUCAAUUUUUUUGACCAGAAAGUAUAGAUAAGUGAUGUUGUGUAGAAAUAAAC